Argiope bruennichi is the source of this 2484-nucleotide messenger RNA. RefSeq lists its product as uncharacterized. NCBI's taxonomy places the organism in Eukaryota, Metazoa, Arthropoda, Arachnida, Araneae, Araneidae. Gene Ontology annotation, molecular function: nucleic acid binding. The transcript is spliced from 4 exons. The record is from RefSeq and is a predicted model, not a curated record. Bases 1 to 2484 code for a protein of 827 amino acids.
AUGGAGGGAACCUGGAACCCGAUACCAUCCCAGCAACAUUAUCGAAAGGGACCAUUAUGCUGGUGGAGGACUCAUGGUUUGGGCAGGAUCAUGCAAGAUACCCGCACACCGCUCCAUGUGUUUGACAACGGUUCCGUGAAUGCCCAGAAGUACAGGCAGGAGGUCCUAGAGCCCUAUGUGCGUCUUUUCAGGGGCGCUGUUGGCCCUGAGUUCAUUUUUAUGGACGACAAUGCGCUACCACAUAGGGCUCUCAUGGUUGAUGAAAAAAUGAAUCCGAUACCUGAGUCUAAAGACAAAGAAUCGCUUGAAGUUGAUAAGAGAACUGAUAGUAGUUCUAAAAUGGAUCAAGCUCUUUCCAACUUGUCUACCAAUCCAAACGUAGUCCUGCAGACAUUCAAAGUUGUAAUUAGAGGCAACGGGAAAAAACGUGUAGCAAGAGCUAUUAUCGAUAUUGGUUCACAGUGGUCAUAUUUACUACGAGCUACAGCUGAAGAAAUGAGCUAUGAGCCUACCAGCUGUGAAUAUUUGCAGCACUCCCUAUUUGGUGGCAAGCAUACUCGGCAGUUAGCUGCUUAUAAUGUAAAUAUUGUGGAUAAUUGUGAAGAUCCUAUUGAAAUCCUUAUCGGAGCUGAUGUAGCUGGGAAGCUCAUGACAGGAGGUUAUCGUGAAAUGUCUUGUGGACUCGUAGCGAUUGAAACAAAACUUGGGUGGUCUGUAAUGGGACGAAUAACUGAGACUGCGAGAAGUGAAUGUUCAUCUUUAUUAGUUCAGUCCAUGUUAUCUACAGCAGAGAAAAUAACAGACUUAUGGUCCUUGGAUACUCUUGGUAUAACUGACCCAUCUGUGAAGAAAAGCCAGAUCGAGUUGCAAGAAGCUGCUCGAAUGCAUUUUCUAAAUACAGUUCAUUUGGUAGAUGAUCGUUUUGAAGUAGAUUUGCCUUGGUUGGAAGAUCAUCCACCACUCCCAGAUUAUUUUGAUUUAGCAAAGGGAAGACUGAACAAGACUGUUAAACGUCUUAAAACCGAGUCUAAUUAUGAAGCUUAUGAGAAUGUUUUUCGGGAAUGGCUUGAGGAGGGAGUAAUUGAGGAAGUUGCCAAAAAUGAUCAGGCUUCAGUACAUUAUCUGCCUCAUCGAGCAGUUAUCAAGGAGAAUAGCACUACAAAAAUCCGGCCUGUCUUUGACGCUUCGGCCAAGGCAAAGGGAUUUCCUAGUCUUAAUGAUUGUCUUGAGAAGGGGCCGAAUCUAAUAGAGCAGAUUCCGAGUAUUUUAACCCGAUUUCGAAAAGAGAAGAUCGGUGUUAUUGCUGACAUCCGAAAAGCCUUUCUACAAAUAGGUGUUUCACCCACGGAUAGAGAUUACUUGAGGUUUUUGUGGAUUGGUUAUGAUGGUCAGCUGAAAGAGUACAGACAUUGCCGUGUAGUUUUUGGUGUAUCGAGUAGCCCUUUUCUUCUAAAUUCUACUAUUCAGCUUCAUUUACAAACUGUUUUGGAAAAAAUAGGAACUGGAGAAUCUUCGUAUCCAAAAGAUGUCAUUCAAAAACUUGCGCAUAGUUUUUAUGUCGACAAUUGUGUUAGUUGCGUUAAAAAUGAAAAAGAACUACAUCGUUUUAUUAACGUUUCGACUGAGGUAAUGGCCGAGAAAAAAUUCGAGCUUAGAGGGUGGGAGUUCAGUGAUGUCCAUGCUGAUACUUCUGCCGAUACAAUUGUGCUCGGCCUGGUAACUAAGCGAUUAAUCUUAUCUACAGCUCAUAGAUUGUUCGAUCCUCUUGGUAUAUGUUGUCCUGUCAUCCUAAUUUCUAAAUUAUUGCUUCAAGAAACGUGGAAGCAGAAAAUAACAUGGGAUGAAGAAGUUGAUAAAAUUACAAAAAAUACAUUAUUAAAUUGGCUAAAAGAUAUUCACUGUUUAGAGAAAAUCCGUUUUCCAAGAUAUUUUGGUUCAGAGAUUGCAAGUGGAGAUAUUUCAGUACAUAUUUUCUGUGAUGCUAGUAAGCAUGCUUAUGCUGUCGCUGCUUUCAUCCGAAUACAGAUUUGUGAUUCAGUUAAAGUACAACUUAUACAAGCCAGGAGUAGAGUUUCACCAACAGGAAAGGAAGGGAUUACUAUCUCUAGACUUGAGUUACUUGCAGCUACUGUCUCAGCAAGACUUUCAACUUCUAUUUUGUCAGAGAUACAGAGUGAAGAAGUUUACUUCUGGACUGAUUCUUCGACUGUCUUGACAUGGAUUAUGAGAGAAGAAGCCUGGAAUGUCUUUGUCCAGAAUAGAGUGAAGGAAAUUAGAGCGUUAACAAAUAAAAGUUCUUGGAGACAUAUCCCUGGUUCCAUGAAUCCUGCUGAUCUUCCGAGUAGUGGUUGUUCAGCUCAAACUUUAUUGAAAUCUAACUGGUGGUUAGGACCAAGUUGGCUUUACUUGCCUAAAGAGGAUUGGCCAAAAGGAAAUCUAAGCUUAAUGAAAGCGAGAUUGUUCGGGAAAAGAAAAAGACCAUAG